Messenger RNA from Anthonomus grandis grandis, 5220 nucleotides. RefSeq names its product all trans-polyprenyl-diphosphate synthase PDSS1 (gene qless). The transcript has 9 exons. Gene Ontology annotation, molecular function: prenyltransferase activity. Gene Ontology annotation, cellular component: mitochondrion; transferase complex. The coding region runs from base 586 to 1896 and encodes 436 amino acids. Gene Ontology annotation, biological process: ubiquinone biosynthetic process; isoprenoid biosynthetic process. The record is from RefSeq and is a predicted model, not a curated record. NCBI's taxonomy places the organism in Eukaryota, Metazoa, Arthropoda, Insecta, Coleoptera, Curculionidae.
AUAUUCUCCUGUCAAAAAGUAAGGUUAAGUCAGUGACAAACGUGCCUACUUAAAGUUAUGUAAUUUAAAGUUGUACCUGGAGGAUAUCUGCCAGUGAGGGCCCCAAAUAAAGCCCUUUCGAAAUUCCUGAAGGCGCAGUUCACUCGAGAAACGAAGAAUUUCCACAUUAAAGAGGCUGUGAUCAUGUUCAAUUAAGGAACCAAAUAUAGACUAAAACCAAAGAUAUCACCCUUAACGUAGUAAAUAAGUACCCGGAAGUGAUUUCACAUAAAUAACCAAACCAAAGAAAAAAAAAAGAAAAUCGCAAACAAGAUUACCCAACGGCACCCGAAUUCUUCAAUCAUCCUCCGCCAAGAAUACCAAACGAAGGAAAAAAAACUGAUCAUACCUCAUCAUCAAGUCAAUUUUUACUUUCGAUAACCGUCGAGUUACUACCGAUAGACAAUAGCGAGCUUCGAAAAAUCGCGUUAAAGGAGAGAGAGGGUCGAAGAAGGGGUUCCCCCGAGCACCAUAACGGUGGUGGUACCCCGUCUGCUUUCUAAAGAAAACGACGUUGGGCCAGUUCAGUUAAUCGCAUAAGCUGAGAUGGCUUCCAAAACCGUUUUGGUCCGGUUUCACGAGAAAAUCGGGUACCUGGUUUUCGGUUCGCCCGGUAUCAUACGGAAAAAGGGUGUCGGGGUGCAGACGGGCGUAGGUGCGAUACGGUUGUUCGGUACCAAAAGUCAGCUACAUCAUCAGUGUGGAUAUUUGGGAGCUACGAGGGAACGUAAUGCAGGGAUUUCACAUGGGACCCAACAAAACCGAUUAUCACCCUUACAACCCACCCCUCUGGGUCACACAGCUGCCCCAUCGGAAACCAUACGAACUUACGCGACCAUGAACACCCACCAACCUGGACCAAUGCCAGAAUACCAAGUCGACCCUUAUAGAUUACUAGAGGACGACCUCAAAGAAGUUUAUAGUUAUAUUAAAACCGCUCUUAGAAGAAACACAUACCAAGAAGACCUUUACGAAAUAGCGACAUACUAUUUCGAUGGAAACGGUAAAGCCCUUAGGCCCAUGGUAGCAAUUUUAAUGGCCCGAGCCAUGAAUUACCACAUGUACAAAGAAAACCGGUCACUUUUGAAUGCACAGAGGGAGGUGGCGAUGAUUUCCGAAAUGAUCCACACCGCCUCGUUGGUCCACGACGACGUCAUCGAUCAGUCAGAUUUCAGGAGGGGGAAGCCCAGCGUGAACGUCAUGUGGAAUCACAAAAAGGUUACGAUGGCCGGUGACUUUAUCUUAGCUAUAGCUUCUAUGAUGAUUGCUAGAAUAAAGAAUAACGAUGUAACCUUAGUUCUUAGCCAGGUAGUAACUGACCUAGUCCAAGGAGAGUUCAUGCAGCUAGGAUCAAAAGAAACCGAAAACGAAAGAUUUGCUCACUACUUAACCAAAACUUAUAGAAAAACUGCUAGUCUUAUGGCGAAUUCAAUGAAAUCUGUGGCUAUUUUGGCUGGAGCAGAUGAACAACUAGCAGAACUAGCGUUCCAGUAUGGGCGUAACUUAGGUCUAGGAUUUCAAUUGGUAGAUGAUCUACUGGAUUUCGUUUCGAAUUCUGCUAUGAUGGGUAAACCUACCGCGGCAGAUUUGAAACUGGGUUUGGCCACCGCUCCUGUCUUGUUUGCCUGUGAAAAGUAUCCAGAACUAAACCCGAUGAUAAUGCGUCGUUUCCAAGAGCCAGGCGACGUAGAAAAGGCCUUCGAGCUGGUCCACAAGAGCAAGGGCCUGGAACAGACCCAAUUCCUGGCAAAACAGCAUUGCCAGGAAGCGAUGAGGAUAGCGAGCAUGCUUAAAGAAAGCCCUUUCCAGAAGGGACUCGGAGUUACGGCGGAUUACGUGCUCAACAGGAUGAAAUAGCAGUCUUUUAAAUUCUAAUAUUUUACUUAUCCAAAAUGUAUAUACUUAGUGGGCGAGUGUGAUUUUUAUGGCGUGUAAUUGUUGUGGAGACUGGUUUCUUAGAAAUUUUCUUCCGCUAUUUUGGUAAUGUACGAGUUUUUAAUAAUUUACUUUAAAUCUAGAUCUACCUGAAACUAUUUAUUUUUUUUUAAUAAGGUCUUUGCAACAUGUGAAUACUUGAUAUAAAUAUAACGCAAGAAGUGUGUUUCAGUUUUAUUAUUUAUAAAGAUAUAAAGAAUUGUAAUUUAGGGAUUAGAGAGGGUUUUAUCUAAUGGAAGUUUUGGUGAUUCUAGAUUUUUAAUACACAGGGAGACUGUUUUAGGUAAUAAUUGUCCAAGAUGUUAUUUUGCUGAAAAGUUUAAAAAAAUUUUAAAAAUCUUCCUUUGUACCUCAGAAACGAAACAAGUUUCAUCGACCUCAGUACGUUAAGUCAAUAAAAUGGAUACCCUGUGGUUCCCUAAAGAAGUUUUCUUUAUAGGAAACUUCUUUAACUGCGAGACUUGCCAUUUUAGAAAAAUAUAAAAGUUCUCACGUUUUUUAAGGUUUUUACUUAUUAAAGCAAAUUUUUGCAUUAUGAACACAGGCUUAAAUAAAAUUUCUCUGAGCAAAGACCCGAAAGUUAAAGGUGGUCAGUUAAUUUAUGUAAAGCCAAGGAAAUCCAAAAAAUACCAAGAAAAUAAAAGCAAACGAAUGAAAUUGAUGUUUUUUUUUGUACUUACUUGGAAUUCUUUGAUGUGACUUGGGUUUAUUGUACAAAUUUUUUAAUUUUUAUUUACAAGUUCACAAAUAUGCAAAAAAACAUCAACGCAAGAGAACUCAGAACUUCCUGCUUUCUAUUGCGUGGCUUUCUAUUUUCUUCGAUUAGGACCUCCAAAAUCUACGAUAAAUUUAAAGAAACUCAUGGAAAACCAAGAAAUAUCAAGGAAAUUUAAUAAACUGAUGUUUUUUAGACUUUUAUUUAUGACUUGUGAAAAUAUACCGACAGCUUAAAAAAACCCAAAGAUCUUACUUUCUAUUGCCUUUUCUCUGCUUUACUUAGCCAAACCCUAUUAUCAGAGUUAAUAUUAGGAUAUGGAAAACCAAAAAAUAAAAAAAAUGAAACAAUUUGUGACUUGAGUUUUCUAAGGUGAACUGUAAUGUUCAAAUCUUCAGUCUUCAGAAAAUCCAAGAAAACUUUAAGUUAAUUGCUUUCUAUUGCUAUAUCUUCUAUUAGGGACGCCGUUUACGUUCAAUCCAGUGGAACUAAUGAAAAGCCAAGGAAAACCAGCAAAUGCCAAGAAAAUUAACGGAAAUUGGUUGUGUAAAAUCGGUGUUCCUUAGGCUUUUUUUAUUUUGACUAGGGCUAAGGUGAAAUUUAUAGAUCAGACCAAGAAAUCCAAGAAAAUCAAAGAACUUGACUUGGUUGCCUUUUCUCUGCUUUUUGUCCCUUAAACUUCCACUCUUUACGAUCAGUAUAAAGAUUUACUCGUGGAAAUCUAGUAAAUACCAAUUGAUGUUUUUUUUUCAUCGAAAAGUGGAAAAAUUCGGAUUUAAAAUCAAAAAUCCUUAGGAAACCCAAAAAAACUUAAAGUUCUUUGUUUUAUUACAGCCUUACUAUCAGUAUAAGGAAUAUCUUAUGAAGAGUAAAUAAGAAGAACUAUUUUUUUGCAAUUUCUUAGUUUUGCUUUUGUGGCUUUAAUUUACUUAUGAGAGGAAAAACAACAUUUAAAAAAAAACACACGCAUACCGUAGAAAAUUAAGAGUUUUAGCAUUCUAAGGCAUUCAGUUGCGCUUUUUCUAGUUUUCUAUUGUUUUUUGCCUUCUACUUGGUCAGAUCCAUUUCUUUCAAUUCAGCAGUAUUUUGUCACUUUUGGCUGCCAAUUUUUUGCAUUUCUUCUUAUAAAUCCGCUCAAUCAGUUUUUUUUUCAUAUCAAUUAAAUUGUAUCGAACGGAUAACUAAAAAGUCUUGACCGAGCAUUCAACGGUGUUUUGUCCUUGAAAUCCUUCUAAUACAAUUAACAAAUGGGUUGGAUGUUAUUAGUUCUGAUAACUGAGCGAUUUCAUCUGCUGUUGGUGAAAAACAGUUGUUCUAUUUUAGAGAUAUUAUAAUAAAAAUCGGCAAAAAUGUAUCAAAAAAUCUGGAAUUACCACUGCACUUCUUGUAGUCAACUCCUCUCCUUUGGCCUCCAGACCCAUUAAAGAAUUGUGUAAUUUGAUUGAGUGAAUGCAAGUGUGUGAUUAAAUACGUAAGACGGUUUUAUUGAUUGUCUUAGAGGAGUUUGAAAAUCGUUUUUUUUCUGUUUUUAAGACAUCUUAAAAACCAAAUGUUAGCUGUAAUAAAUACAGUGUGGUUAUAUUGUAAUAAACAACCAUACAAAAUUAAUUUUUAAAAUAUAUAUGAGAAAGUCAAUGCACGAUUACUGUACUGCCAAAUAAAGCUGGAUUUAGGUAGAUAUUAACAAGAAAUAAGAGAUUCGUAUAGAUUAUUUUAUGUAAACCAAGUAAAAAGGUAUAGGUAUAGGGGCCAGGUAAAAAGUAUAUUAUAAAGGCUUGAAUUUUUAGUACAUUGCUGGUAUAUUAACGAACUUUAAAGAAUUUUUAAAUUUAAAACUUCUUAAAGGUCCUAUCAAAUAUUUCAAGAAGUUUUUCAAGUUAACACAGAUUUUUUCUGAGAUAUCUUGUCCUGGUACUAUAAUAUGGUUAAAGCUCUUAUUUCCAAUUUUUUUCUAUUUAAACUCACUUUAAGGCCGAAUAUUCAUAAUUAAAAAAAGUCUCUCUUUACUAAAAAUAUUCUUCUACACUGUGUAAAAUUCCAUUGCUCAUAAAUAAAUCGUUAUAUUAAGGUUAGGGUAGCCAAUUUUUUAUAUUAAUUAAAUUUUCUAUAAUAUAUUGCCAGCAAUUUUAUCAUAUUAUAUUUACAAUGUAAAUCACAUGUUAUAUUUAAAUUUAACGUACUAACAAAAAUAUCCCAGUCAUUUGGUUUAGUUUAUAUAUUAUUAUUUAGUAUAGUACUACACCUAAAAAAAUUAUAUAAAAAUCAGUAAUGCAACUGUUCUGUACAUAUAUCUGAUGUAUGUACCCUAUGUACAAUUUUUUUUUAAAUAUAUUAUAUUGUGUAAAUAAAGAUUGAGUCAAAAUAAAUGCAACAAAGCUUUGAGCUUGGGUGUCCAAAGUAAAAAAAAUAUAGUCAAUAUAUAGGACACGCACGUAUAGGAAGCUGUAUAUACGCUGUAGUUAUUUAAUUCCUAGUUAUUAAACGUUGUAUUUGUUAUUUUUUAAUGUUUAAUAUAUUAUUGUAUCUAAAAA